Molecule: messenger RNA, 2909 nt
Organism: Meriones unguiculatus (Mongolian gerbil)
Lineage: Eukaryota; Metazoa; Chordata; Mammalia; Rodentia; Muridae
Product: DNA (cytosine-5)-methyltransferase 3C-like
Exons: 21
Coding region: 1-2424 (807 amino acids)
Biological process (GO): negative regulation of transcription by RNA polymerase II
Cellular component (GO): nucleus
Molecular function (GO): DNA binding; DNA (cytosine-5-)-methyltransferase activity, acting on CpG substrates
Source: RefSeq, a predicted model, not a curated record
AUGAAGGGAGACAGCAGACACCUCAAUACUGAAGAGAGUGUCAGUGGAUCUGAGGACUGUAUCAUCAUCAGUGGUACCUGCAGUGACCAGUCCUCAGGCACCAAGAGCAUCCCCUUGACCCAAGUCUUGGAGGCAAUCUGCCCAGUGGAGAACAGAGAGCCUCCUGCCUGGGACUCCGAGGGAGAGCCCCCACAGGUGGCGGGUCCCUUGCUUUGCCAUUCCUGGCAGGGCUGGUCUCAGUGUGGCUGGAUCAUUGGUCCUUUUGCUGUGCUGACACGGGCAUCAUUAUGGGACCUCACAGGAGAUGGAGAUGAAGACAGUGAUGGUGAGGCAAGGGACAGCAGUGGCUCUGGCCAAACUCCAGUGAUGCCCAAACUCUUCUGGGAGACCAGGACACCCUCUAAAACCCCAGCAUCCCUGAGUUGGCAAGCAACCACUUCAGCAAGCACUCUGUGGCCGUCCCCUGCCAGCCCUUACCCUACCAUUGACCUCACAGAUGAAGACACGAUACCGCAAAGUAUCAGUACCCCCGUGGUUGACUUGAGCCAGGAUGACCAUCAGGAGGGCAUGGACACCACACAGCUGGAUGAAGAAAGCAGAGAUGGACACAGCACUGAGUAUCAGGUCAAUGAAGUUUCAUGGCUUCUCCUGGGGUCUUCUGUCUUUGCUGUUAGGAUCAUCUUCCAGGAAGAGAAAGGAUGGGUAUGGUGGUUUGGUGAUGAACAUUUUUCUGAGGUCUCUGCUGACAAACUGCUGGCCCCGGGGCUGUUCAGCCAGCACUUUAACCUGGCCACCGUCUGUAAACUGGUUCCUUACAGGAAGGUUGUCUAUCACACUCUGGAGAAAGCCAGGUUGCGAGCUGGCAAGACCUUCCAGAGCAGCCCUGGAGACUCACUGGAGGACCAGCUGAAGCCCAUGCUGGAGUGGGCCCACGGGGGCUUCAAGCCCAUGGGGAUCGAGGGCCUCAAACCCAGCAACAAGCAACCAGAGGUCAGAAGUCGGAGACGCACAGCCAACGACUCUGUCACUUCUGAGUACUGUCCCCCACCCAAGCGCCUCAAGACAAAUAGCUAUGGCGGGAAAGAGCGAGGGGAAGAUGAGGAGAGCCGAGAGCGGAUGGCUUCUGAUGUCGCCCAGAACAAGGGGAAUCUGGAAGACCGCUGUCUGUCCUGCGGUAAGAAGAACCCUGUGUCCUUCCACCCCCUCUUUGAGGGUGGGCUCUGUCAGAAUUGCAGAGAUCGCUUCCUGGAGCUCUUCUACAUGUAUGAUGAGGAUGGCUAUCAAUCAUACUGCACCGUGUGCUGUGAGGGCCGAGAACUGCUUCUGUGCAGCAACACGAGCUGCUGCAGGUGCUUCUGUGUGGAGUGUCUGGAGGUGCUGGUGGGUGCGGGCACAGCCGAGGAUGCCAAGCUGCAGGAACCCUGGAGCUGCUAUAUGUGCCUCCCACAGCGCUGCCACGGGGUCCUCCGGCGCAGGAAGGAUUGGAACAUGCGCCUGCAAGACUUCUUCACCACUGACCCGGACCUGGAAGAAUUUGAGCCGCCCAAGUUGUACCCAGCAAUCCCUGCAGCCAGAAGGAGGCCCAUUAGAGUCCUGUCUCUGUUUGAUGGAAUUGCAACAGGCUACUUGGUGCUCAAAGAGUUGGGUAUUAAAGUGGAAAAGUACGUUGCCUCUGAAGUCUGUGCAGAGUCCAUCGCUGUGGGAACCAUUAAGCAUGAAGGCCAAAUCAAAUAUGUGGACGACGUUAGGAAAGUCACAAAGGAAAAUAUUGAUGAAUGGGGCCCAUUCGACCUGGUGAUUGGUGGAAGCCCAUGCAAUGAUCUUUCCUGUGUGAAUCCUGUCAGGAAAGGCUUGUUUGAGGGUACUGGCCGGCUCUUCUUUGAGUUUUACCGAUUGCUAAAUUACUCACGCCCUGAAGAGUGUGUUGACCGCCCAUUCUUCUGGAUGUUUGAGAAUGUGGUAGCCAUGGAGGUCGGUGAUAAGAGAGACAUCUCACGAUUCCUGGAGUGUAACCCAGUGAUGAUUGAUGCCAUCAAGGUUUCUGCUGCUCACAGGGCCCGGUACUUCUGGGGGAACCUACCUGGGAUGAACAGGCCCGUGAUAGCUUCCAAGAAUGAUAGACUCGAGCUGCAGGACUGCUUGGAGUUCAGUAGGACAGCAAAGUUAAAGAAAGUGCAGACAAUAACUACCAAGUCGAACUCCAUCAGACAGGGGAAAAACCAGCUUUUCCCCGUAGUCAUGAAUGGCAAGGAUGAUGUUUUGUGGUGCACUGAGCUUGAAAAGAUCUUCGGCUUUCCUGCCCACUACACAGACGUGUCCAACAUGGGUCGUGGCGCCCGCCAGAAGCUGCUGGGAAGGUCCUGGAGUGUGCCAGUCAUCAGACACCUCUUUGCCCCCUUGAAGGACUACUUUGCAUGUGAAUAGUUCUGCCCAGGACUGGGAAGCUCUGGGGUCUUGGGGUUAAUGCAUUAGGAGUCAUGCUGAUCCUUGAAGGGCCCAGCUCUGCCCUUAAUUUGCCUCUGUGGGGACCUCACUAUAUAUUCAGUUCUCUCCUGCUCACUGGGAGCAGAGCCUGCUGGCCCUACAGUGGAACCUCCUUCUGCACAGCUCAGACUGGCAUCUUAAGGUGGCCCAACAUGGUUCUCAGGUUUACUGUGCUUAAAAUUUUAAAACCAAACCAGGUGGUUUUAGUGCAUGCUUUUAAUCCCAGCACUUUGAAGGCAGAGGCAGGCAGAGCUCUGAGUUCAAGGCCAGCCUGGUCUACAGAUUGAGCUCCAUGACAGCCAGGGCUACACAGAGAAACUGUGUCUCGAAAAAACAAAACCAACCAACCAACCAUCCAACCAAAAACAAACAAACAGACAGACAGACAGACAGUACCAGAGUUGUGUGGCUACAUGGGAGAAAUA